This is a messenger RNA of Momordica charantia (bitter melon), 951 nucleotides long. The record is from RefSeq and is a predicted model, not a curated record. NCBI's taxonomy places the organism in Eukaryota, Viridiplantae, Streptophyta, Magnoliopsida, Cucurbitales, Cucurbitaceae.
AUGGGAUCCACAGUGGUUUAUGGUGAAGAUUUGGAAGUAGGGUUUUACAAUGAAAGAUGUCCUUUGGCAGAAGGCAUAGUGAGAGCCACAGUGGCAAAGGCUGUUGCUCGAAACCCUGGCAUGGCUGCUGGCCUUAUUCGUCUGCAUUUCCAUGAUUGUAUUGUUCUAGGCUGUGAUGCAUCCAUACUACUCGACAAAUCGCCCCAAAAUCCAGAUUCCGAGAAAGACAAUUUGGCCAACCCUUUACUCCGCGGCUUCGAAAUCGUCGACGACGCCAAAGCCGAAAUCGAAGCUCAAUGUCCGCACACAGUUUCCUGCGCCGACGUCUUAGCCUUCGCAGCACGUGACAGCGUCGCCGCCGUCGGCGGCUUCACCUACGCCGUCCCGGGCGGCCGCCGCGACUCCCUCGUCUCCCACGGCCGCGACGUUGACGGCAACGUCCCUCCGCCGCUACCCGACAUUCCGUUUCUGAAACGACACUUCGAACAACGAGGGCUGUCGUUGAACGACAUGGUGGCUCUCUCCGGGGCCCACUCCAUCGGCGUCGCCCCCUGCGCCGCCUUCUUCGACCGGCUCUAUUUUUUCAACGACACCAAGUUCCGAACGGAUCCGUCGUUGGACCCGAAGUUUGCAGCUUUUUUGAAAACGAAGUGCCCCUUUGGAGAAACGGAUUCGGGUGGAGGAAUAAUUAGAACGGCAAAUUUGGACAAUACGACGCCGGAUCGGUUGGAUGUUCAGUACUUUGAGAAUCUGAAGAAUCAUAUGGGGGUUUUGUCGUCGGAUCAGGCGCUGGAGAGUGACCCUCUCACGGCGGCGACGGUGAGGAGAUACCGGAAUGAUAGGGCUGCGUGGAUGAAGGAUUUUGCGGUGGCGAUGGUGAAGAUGGGGAAGCUGAAGGUUCUGACGGUAGCUCAAGGGGAGAUCAGAAGGAACUGUCGUGUUGUGAAUUAA